AUGGUUCAUACAUUAAAGGAGUUGACACUACAACAAUGUUCUGAAUUGGGAGAGGGCCUCAAUACUUAUGGUGAACCGAAAAUACUCAAAUGUGGAUUCACUCACGUAGAAGCCAGAAUACUUGGCACUCAAGGAUACUAUAGAGUUACAAUUUCAGUAAUAAAUGGUAGAGUCGUAACUGAUUGUACUUGUGAUAUGGGAGGUAGCUGUAAACACGUUCGUGAAACUGGUAAAGCUAUGUAUCACAGACUUCGUACGAUGAAUAUAAAUCAACUGACGCCCCAAAGGCAAUAUAAAGAAUCACUUUUACAGAAAUCACGUGAUGAACUUGUAGAUUUAUUGAUGGAGAAAUGGAGAGAAGAAAACGAUGAAGACGAGGAAGAAGAAGAAGAAGAAGAAGAAGAUAGUGUCGAAGACUAUGAAUACUAUCAUGAUGAAGACGAAGAGCAACAAAAUAAUAAAAGACAGAGAUACUAA
This is a messenger RNA of Heterostelium album PN500, 477 nucleotides long. RefSeq lists its product as uncharacterized. Bases 1 to 477 code for a protein of 158 amino acids. NCBI's taxonomy places the organism in Eukaryota, Evosea, Eumycetozoa, Acytosteliales, Acytosteliaceae. Gene Ontology annotation, molecular function: zinc ion binding. The transcript has a single exon. The record is from RefSeq and is a predicted model, not a curated record.